This is a messenger RNA of Rodentolepis nana, 783 nucleotides long. The record is from the annotation of a GenBank genome assembly. NCBI's taxonomy places the organism in Eukaryota, Metazoa, Platyhelminthes, Cestoda, Cyclophyllidea, Hymenolepididae.
AUGUCAGGUACUAUGCAGAGUGAUAAUUCAGGCGAUGAAAAUUCAAUUCCACAGUCAGUGGGGAUUCAAUCUGGUGACUUAAGUGCUUCUGAAGACUUACUCACCGCUCUCAUUUCAAUGAUCUCUUCCCGAAUUUCUGACGUGCUUUCUCAAAGUUCACAAGCACCAAACCCCAUUGAAUUGAAUCAUUUGAACAGAGAUUUCCCAAUAACAGCGCCAUCGAGUUUCCACCCAAUUUUUAGCCCUCUAAGCAGAACGAUGGUGAACCAGAGAAAUUCUAUAGAAAAAAUGCCCAAUUUAAGUUUGUUUUCACCACCAAGUAUAUUUGACAAUAGCAGACCAAUUCGAGAUUUUCAAGAGCAGACUCCAAUCAACAUUUCAAAUGAGAAAGUGAUGGAGCAACAGAGUGGUGAUGAUAGUGGAUUGGGUGCCUCCUCGAAGAUUUCCAUUAACGCUACUGAAAAUUCGAAACGAGUUUCAAGUGAAAGUCGAGUUAGUGAGACUGACCAGCUACCAUCGGACGACAAAGCAGAGCCGUCGUUUAAAUGUCGAUACUGCUCAAUUCAUGAGGACACGCAUGAAAUGGUGUAUUCGUGUCCAGAGUGUGAUAAAAGGUUCUCUCGGAAAUGUUUACAGGUUCAACAUAUGAGAAUGCAUACAGGGGAGAGACCAUACACCUGUCUAAUCUGCUCUAAGAAAUUUGGGGACAGAUCGAAUGCUCGAGCACAUAUUAGAGCAGUACACAAAUCAGAGCCUACUGGAGCUGUUACUUUAACUGGCUAA